This is a messenger RNA of Gossypium arboreum, 1654 nucleotides long. RefSeq names its product cysteine-rich receptor-like protein kinase 43. Gene Ontology annotation, molecular function: ATP binding; protein kinase activity. Gene Ontology annotation, biological process: protein phosphorylation. Lineage: Eukaryota; Viridiplantae; Streptophyta; Magnoliopsida; Malvales; Malvaceae. Bases 318 to 1526 code for a protein of 402 amino acids. The transcript has 6 exons. The record is from RefSeq and is a predicted model, not a curated record.
UAUUUACAAGAUACAAAUCUAAAAUUUGAUUCAUUUCUUUAUUCCAGAAACUUAACAAUAAACUGGAAAUUUAAUUUUAUAGAAAAUAAGACCAAAUCCAAUUUGUAAGAGAAAUGCAAAUGUGAACUGUCAACCAAAUAGUCAACACGCUCAAUCAAUCCCAAACGUAUCUUUGUUUUCCGCCCAAAUCAUAUCCAGGAAAACCAUCAAAUUUCUCAUUAGUAUCUCUGAAACCUUCCUCUUUUUCUUCAACCUCCCAACAAUUCAUUACUUCUUCUCAUUCCAUUUUCAUUUCAUGGUCUAGUUUUCAAGACCCUAUGUCUAAAGCCAAGAAUUUCUUUCAAAAUCUAAUCAAACCUUUCAGGUCCAACUCAAGCAAUGGUGGGGAAAAUGAAGAGGAUUUGGAGAAAAUAGCUCAAAAAGAACAAAAGAACUUCCUUUUCGAGACUUUAGUUGCUGCUACAAAAGAUUUCCACCCUCACCACAAGCUCGGUGAAGGGGGUUUUGGACCUGUUUAUAGGGGUAAGUUAGAUGAUGGAAGGGAAAUUGCAGUGAAGAAGCUAUCUCAAUACUCGAAUCAGGGGAAAAAGGAAUUUGAGAACGAGGCUAAGUUGCUAGCACGUGUACAGCACCGCAAUGUUGUGAAUCUGUUGGGCUACUGCAUACAUGGCAACGAAAAGCUUUUGGUGUAUGAGUAUGUCGCUAAUCAGAGUCUUGACAAGUUUCUCUUCAAAUCGAAUAGAAACGUGGAGCUUGACUGGAAGCGAAGGUAUGAAAUAAUUACAGGCAUCGCACGAGGUUUGCUUUACCUCCAUGAAGACUCACACAAUCGUAUCAUUCAUCGGGAUAUCAAGGCAAGCAAUAUUUUACUUGAUGAUAAAUGGGUCCCUAAAAUUGCUGAUUUUGGUAUGGCUCGUCUCUUUCCCGAGGGUGAAUCAAAUGUCAACACCCGUGUAGCUGGUACUAAUGGAUAUAUGGCACCGGAGUAUGUCAUGCAUGGACAACUAUCAGCGAAGGCAGAUGUGUUCAGUUUCGGAGUUUUGGUUCUGGAGCUGAUCAGUGGCCAGAAAAACUCAUCCUUCAAUUUAAAUGUGGAUGCUCAAAAUCUACUUGAUUGGGCAUAUAAGCUUUACAAAAAAGGGAAGGGCCUGGAGAUUAUGGAUGCUGCCAUAGUGCCAUCAGCACCCCCGGAGCAAGUAAGUUUCUGCAUCCGAAUAGGGUUACUAUGUGUGCAAAGCGAUCCCAAAACACGACCUGACAUGCACCGGGUUGUUAUUAUGCUGUCAAAGAAACCUGGACAUCUAGAUGAGCCAAUGAGACCUGGAAUUGCGGGUAACCGAUACAGGAGAUCACGCCCUCGCCCUGGAUCCUCAUCGACUGCAGGAGCUUCCGGUUUUUCAGAUUCUCAUACUUCUGAAUCAACCUUUAAUUGUAAUACUAGUACUGCAUCUGCAUCUGCUUCAGCAACAACUCUUGCAAGCUCCUCAAAAUCUGACCCCCAUGGGAAGCGCCCCAUGAAGAGUUAGUUUUUUGGACAUUUUUGUAUAUUUAGAUUUAUUUUUGAUACACCGAUAAUAUAUGAAUAUAUACAAUGUCUACGAACCAAAUUAUGCCAUUUUAUUAAAAGUGAAGUUAGGUGGAUUUACUUCCAAAA